AUGGAGAAGACCAACUUUUGCGAGGGCAAGGGCAAGGUGUACAUGACGCACCCGACGAAGGCCAUCUACCGCUUCCUCAUGUCUGACUUUGUGCGCAUUUCGAACGCUGGCUCGGAUCGGAUGCUGUUUGACGAGUCUGAAAUGCUGGCUUCGUGGCGGCAGAUCGAGGCUGUCGACUACCACCAAGAGGUGGUGGUGAGUGGCGGUCUGCGGUUCACGCCGUACCAUGCUGGGCAUGUUCUGGGUGCCUGCAUGUUUAUGAUCGAGAUGGCGGGCCUGCGUGUGCUGUACACGGGCGACUACAGCCGCGAAGAGGACCGGCACCUUGUCCAGGCCGAAGUGCCGCCGGUGCGGCCUGACGUGCUGAUCUGUGAGAGCACGUACGGCACACAGAGUUUGGAGCCGCGACUGGACAAGGAGAUGCGCUUCACGUCGCUCAUCCACAGCAUCAUCAAGCGCGGCGGCCGCGUCCUGCUGCCAGUAUUUGUCCUGGGCCGUGCACAAGAGCUGCUUCUCCUGCUGGACGAGUACUGGGAGGCGCACCCCGAGCUGCACUCUGUGCCGAUUUACUAUGCCUCGUCGCUUGCGCGCAAGUGCAUGUCGAUCUACCAGACCUACAUCCACACGAUGAACCAGCACAUCCGCUCGCGCUUCCAUCAGCGCGACAAUCCAUUUGUGUUCAAGCAUGUGAGCAACCUGCGCAGCUUGGACAAGUUUGACGACAAAGGACCGUGCGUUAUGAUGGCCAGCCCCGGCUUUAUGCAGAGUGGCAUCUCGCGCGAGCUGCUCGAGCGCUGGGCGCCUGACAAGCGCAACGGUGUCAUUGUAAGCGGCUACUCGGUCGAGGGCACCAUGGCACGGGACAUCCUGAGCGAUCCCGACGAGAUCAUCGCGAUGAACGGCCAGCGCAUUCCGCGGCGCAUGUCUGUUGACUACAUCUCGUUCUCGGCUCAUGUCGACUACACGCAAAACUCGCGCUUUAUUGACGAGGUGAAGGCCAAGCACAUUGUGCUGGUGCAUGGCGAGCUGAAGAACAUGAGCGGUCUGCGAGCCGCAUUGCAGAGUCGCUACAGCGAUCGCGACGAGGAGAUCCACAUUUACAUGCCACGCAACUGCGAUCCGCUGUACCUGUCGUUCCGCGCGGAGCGCACGGCGAAGGUGAUCGGAUCGCUGGCCUCGCAUCCCCCGAAGACGAGUGAGCCUAUCGAUGGCCUGCUGGUAGCCAAGGACUUUUCCUACACAGUGCUCGCGCCGGAGGACCUGACUGAGUUUACCGGCCUCGGCACCACUACCAUUGUGCAGCGGCAGCGCGUGGCACUGCAUGUUGGCUGGGAGCUGGCGCGCUGGCACCUCGAGGGCAUGUAUGGGCGUGUCGACGAGGGCGUGGACGAGGCGGGCGUACGUUGCAUGCGCGUGAUGAACGUCGUCGAUGUCAAGCUGCCACGAACGCACGAGCUGCUGCUCGAGUGGGAGUCGAGUGCCUCGAACGACAUGGUAGCUGACUCGAUCGUCGCACUGCUGCUCGGUAUCGACAGCUGCCCGGCCUCAGUCAAGCGCACAAUGCACGACCAUGCAUGUGCACACAGCGCGGGCGCCAAAGCGCCCAAGGAUGUGCUUCCUGUCGAGUCGCUCAUGGCCCUUCUGGAGGCGCACUUCGGCCCGGUGGAGAUGGUGGAUGUGGGACGGACCGCUGAGGCGGAGCCGGCCAGCAUCGAUGAGGGUGUGCCUGCGGAGCCGGCCGGGGCUUCCGAGCCAGCGGAGCCCUCUACCGCGGCCGAGACGUUGGACCCCGCUUCGGCGGAGCCCCAUGCCCUGGAGCGCCUGCGCGCGCGGAUCCCCGGCCCAGUGCGCCCUGCCCUUCAUGUGUCGCUGGACGACGAGCCCGUGUUGGUGGACCUCGAUGGCUUUGUCGUAUACUGCGACACCGAGUCGUUGCAGCACCGCGUGGAACGGCUUGUGGCCAUGGCUCAGUCAACGACGCAGUCCCUGGCGGACACGUUCCAGCUGGCGCCUGUGAACUCGGCUAGCCUGUUCCAGGGCGCGCACAGCGACGUGGCGCCCCUGCCCAAGAUCGAAAGCGACCGAGAUCCUGCAUAG
Molecule: messenger RNA, 2097 nt
Organism: Malassezia sympodialis ATCC 42132
Lineage: Eukaryota; Fungi; Basidiomycota; Malasseziomycetes; Malasseziales; Malasseziaceae
Gene: YSH1
Product: cleavage polyadenylation factor subunit YSH1
Biological process (GO): mRNA 3'-end processing by stem-loop binding and cleavage
Cellular component (GO): mRNA cleavage and polyadenylation specificity factor complex
Molecular function (GO): 5'-3' RNA exonuclease activity; RNA binding; RNA endonuclease activity
Source: RefSeq, a predicted model, not a curated record